Molecule: messenger RNA, 402 nt
Organism: Tupaia belangeri chinensis (Chinese tree shrew)
Lineage: Eukaryota; Metazoa; Chordata; Mammalia; Scandentia; Tupaiidae
Gene: IL38
Product: interleukin 1 family member 10
Exons: 4
Coding region: 1-402 (133 amino acids)
Biological process (GO): cellular response to lipopolysaccharide; positive regulation of gene expression; inflammatory response to antigenic stimulus
Molecular function (GO): interleukin-1 receptor binding; cytokine activity
Source: RefSeq, a predicted model, not a curated record
AUGUGCUCUCUGCCCAUGGCAAGAUACUACAUAAUUAAAGAUGCCAAUCAGAAAGCUCUGUAUGCAAGAGACGGCCAGCUCCUGGUAGGAGGUUCUGAAGCAGACAACUGCUCUGCAGAGAAGAUCUGCAUACUUCCCAACAGAGGCCUGGACCGCUCCAAGGUCCCCAUCCUCCUGGGGAUCCAGGGAGGGAGUUGCUGCCUGGCAUGCGUGGAGACAAGGGAUGGGCCUACUGUGCAGCUGGAGGAUGUGAACAUCGAGGACCUGUACAAGGGUGGUGAACAGGCCACGCGCUUCACCUUCUUCCAGAGUAGUGUGGGAUCCACCUUUAGGCUCGAAGCUGCUGCCUGGCCUGGCUGGGUCCUCUGUGGCCAAAAAAAACCGGCUGGCCAAGGAGAGUGA